This is a messenger RNA of Penicillium canariense, 1269 nucleotides long. Its product is annotated as putative plasma membrane SNARE protein (Sec9). The record is from RefSeq and is a predicted model, not a curated record. Gene Ontology annotation, molecular function: syntaxin binding; SNAP receptor activity. The transcript is spliced from 2 exons. Gene Ontology annotation, cellular component: SNARE complex; plasma membrane. Gene Ontology annotation, biological process: vesicle fusion; exocytosis. Bases 1 to 1269 code for a protein of 422 amino acids. NCBI's taxonomy places the organism in Eukaryota, Fungi, Ascomycota, Eurotiomycetes, Eurotiales, Aspergillaceae.
AUGGGUCUGUUCAAAAAGUCCGGUGACGACGACGGCGACUCAAACCGCCGGGCCCUGUUCGGCUCUCGAUCAAAGAAUAAGAGCCCUUCGCCUGUCUCCAACCCCUACGCCCAACCGGCUCACAUCGAUCCGUACACCAAGGCCAAGAUCCAGGCUGGUGUUAUGCCGCCACCGGCCGAUAUCCAGGGCGGCAACGGUUCCCCCGCCCCCGCAGGAGGACCCCACGCCAUUCCAUCCGAUAAUAAGUUCGCGGGCUAUACGCCAAACCGCUACGGUAACCAGGGAGGAUAUGGCAGUGAUCGGUUUGGCAGUGGCAAUGCUGGCGCCGGUGCCUCGCGCUACGGUACGGGUGGCUAUGGAGGUCUAGGCAGUGCCGACCCCAAUGACCCCGGCGCGGGGGACGCGGCUCGCAGCGAGCUGUUUGGCGGGGCCAAAAAUCGUGUGCAACAGAAUGAGGGCAAUGCCCCGCCUCCCUAUUCGCCAGGCCAAGGGGACGGAGAACAGAAUAACUACGGUGGCGGUAGCAAUGAGUACAGCAUGGCCACCUACCAGGACCGGCAGCUUACCGCCGAAGAGGAGGAAGAAGAAAAUGUCCAGGCCACCAAGCAAGAGAUGCGGUUCGUGAAGCAGGGCGACGUGUCAUCCACGCGCAAUGCUCUCCGUGCUGCCGCAAUGGCCGAGGAGACUGGACGUACGACACUCGCUCGCCUCGGUGCACAGGGCGAGAUGAUCCACGGUGCGGAGAAGAAUCUUGACAUGGCCGCGAUUGAGGGCCGUUUUGCGCAGGAGAAGGCGCGCGAGUUGAAGACGCUCAACAAGAGCAUGUUCGCGGUGCACGUUUCCAAUCCAUUUACCAGUGCCUCGCGCCGGCGCGAACGCGACGAGCGCACCCUUAACACCCACCGAGAAGAGCGCGACCUCCGCGACGGAACCCGCUCUGAAGCCUACCAAACUAAUGCACGCAUGGAAAAGGUGUUCCGCGACGUUGACCGAGAGGCAAGCAAACAGGGCAAGGGCAAGAAGGCAAGCGUUACGGAGCGUGCCAAGUACCAAUUCGAGGCCGACAGUGAGGAUGAGGCGAUGGAAGACGAGAUCGAGCAGAACUUGGAUCUUCUUAGUGGUGCCGCUGGCCGGCUGAACGGUCUUGCCAAGGCCACCGGCCGCGAGCUGGAUGAGCAGAACAGACAUCUGGAGCGCAUCACAGGCAAGAGCGACUUUGUCGACGAUCAAAUUGCCAUGAACCGGGCCAAGCUGGAUCGUAUUCACUAA